Bombus pascuorum is the source of this 2798-nucleotide messenger RNA. Its product is annotated as hyaluronidase-like. NCBI's taxonomy places the organism in Eukaryota, Metazoa, Arthropoda, Insecta, Hymenoptera, Apidae. Bases 1396 to 2541 code for a protein of 381 amino acids. The record is from RefSeq and is a predicted model, not a curated record. Gene Ontology annotation, molecular function: hyalurononglucosaminidase activity. The transcript has 6 exons. Gene Ontology annotation, biological process: carbohydrate metabolic process; hyaluronan catabolic process; defense response.
UCCAUUAAAAUUCAUCUUCUUCGCUACCUUUCGUCUCUUACAAUGGCUAAUUAUUUAUGUUCAAUAAGAAUAUAGUUCUCUCUAGUAACAUCAAUUAUAUCCACAGGUGGCAAAUAUUUGAAACAUUUAUCUCUACUGUGGUACUAUUCGCAUGAUUAAUGACGAAGAAUGGAAUUUAUUGUUACCUUGGUUGUUAUCCUAUCGUUAUUAUCUUUAUGUGUCAAAAGAAGCUCACGAAAGGGAGCUUAACAGUCUUGUAAAAAUGCUUCAGGUAAUCAAUCCGACCAUUAAGAUUAAAAGGACACAUUCGUUACCUCCAAACGCGCCAAAUUGCUUUAUUUGUAUGAGGAAAAUUAUUAUCUUCAAGUUCGUAUGUUAAUCGCAAGUAAAAUUAACGUUUGAUUAGAGUUUCCUUCACGGACAAAUUUAUUUCGCGAAAUAGAAACUUGUCCUUCGAUAAAUGGAUUCAUUUCCUUUGUUGGAAAAUUUCUUCUUCUAUUCGACACGAUUGCAAAAUGUGUAAAAAGCACUACGAAAAAGGAUAAUUCAGGAAUCACGUAGAAAUAUGAGCUACCCGCAUAUGCCAUCCAUAUAGUAUUCUUAUAUUACUUGAUAUCAUAACACGGUUAACAAUAUAAAUAGCAUGCUAUUAUUUCUAAUUACUACUGCGAGUUGAAACUUACAGUCAGUAUAUGUGCACCGGGCAGACUUUCAAAAUCGCUUGCCUUUUGUUUUUUGAAUACAAAAAACCUCGUCUGUGGAAACAUUACUUUACAUUUUCAAUUUAUUUUUUUCAUGAGGAAUCAUCUCUUCCGCGUUUGCACAACUAAUUACCAGACACCCUGUAUGAGUACUACUAUGCUAUUAAUUCCAACGAUGAUCCUUGAAAAACGUCUGGCAGAUUUGAAACUACGGGCGAUCGUGAUGUCGAGACACUGUGUAAGCGAACUACAGAUUUGGAUGACGGAACAUUGUUAACGAUCCUUCGGCAAAGGCCUUCAACUCUCGGAUGGUCCUUGGUCAGGUAAGUAAAAGGAAAAAAGAAAAGACGGAAACGAGAAAUCACCGAACAAUACCCGGAGCAGAUAACAGCACGAAGCGCUGACGAACACGUAGGUGGGGAACACGAGACACACGAUGUGGAAUAAAUAGUGGCCUGAAAUCGAGCGGAAUUCAGUCGCACUGCUGUUGUACCAUCGUCGUUGACGUUUAUUCACGAAGACCUCUGACGAGUUCCUCGUGAAGUCAUCUAGUCCUAUCUGCAAGCAGGAUAUAAUCAAUAAGUACCCGCUGGGUGAUUUCACGCGGACAUAUUCUACACGUCGCUUACUUAUCAAGCCCGCUAGUCGGUGCACUCGAUUCAUCUUUUCGGUUAUCGUGAUCGUAGCAGAAAAGAUGAUGUUCCGAGCGCUGUUGAUGCUAGCACCCGUACUUCAGAUCAACGCAUUUUUUCUCGGUUUCAUACCGACCAGCCCUAAAAACAACGAAACCGUAAGGGAGUUCAACGUUUACUGGAACGUGCCCACCUUUAUGUGCCAUAAGUACGGGCUUCACUUCGAAGAAGUAUCGGAGAGAUAUGGCAUCCUACAGAAUUCGAUGGAUAACUUCCGCGGUGACGAGAUCGCGAUCCUUUACGACCCUGGAAUGUUCCCGGCGUUGCUGACAGACCCGAACGGAAAGGUAGUGACGAGAAACGGUGGUGUCCCGCAAGAAGGCAAUCUCACCAAGCAUCUCGAAGUAUUUCGGGAGCACUUGAUCAAUCAGAUACCAGACAAAUCGUUUCACGGUGUGGGGGUGAUCGAUUUCGAAAGUUGGAGGCCAAUCUUCCGACAGAAUUGGGCUUCCCUCCAACCUUAUAAGAAACUCUCUAUAGAGAUAGUUCGCCGUGAGCAUCCGUUCUGGGACAAUCACAGCGUCGAGCAGGAAGCGAAACGAAGAUUCGAGAAAUACGGGAAACUUUUCAUGGAGGAGACACUGAAGACUGCCAAACAGAUCAGACCGUCCGCCAGUUGGGGAUACUAUGCUUACCCCUACUGCUACAAUCUGACACCGAAUCAACACAGUUCCCAGUGCGAUAGCGCUACGAUGCUGGAAAACGAUAAAAUGUCAUGGUUGUUCGAGCUGGAAGACGUUCUCCUGCCGUCGGUGUACUUCAGAUUGAACCUAACGAGCAGUGAACGAGUCGGUCUCGUCGGAGGUCGUGUCAGAGAAGCCUUGAGAAUAGCGAAACAAAUGGCGAUUAGGAAGAAGGUUCUGCCCUAUUAUUGGUACAAGUACCAAGAUAAGAGGGAUAUGUAUUUGAGCAAGGACGAUCUCGAAGCGACUCUACGAAAGAUCAUGGAUCUCGGUGCCGACGGUCUCAUCCUUUGGGGAAGCUCCAACGAUAUCAAUACCAAGCAAAAGUGCGUAGAGUUCAAGGAAUACGUAAACAACGAACUAGGGCCCAUUGUAGAUCGAAUUAGACGAACCGCUCUUGGCUUGACUCAAAGCAACAGCACUCUUAUGGACAAUAGAAUCGAUGUGAGCGUCGACCAAGUUUGACGUAACACUUGGAGUACCGAUUCUCUUGUAAAAAGAGGCAAAGUAUUAGGAGAAAUUGUAAAAAAUCUUUAGUUUCUGUCGCUUACGUAUACGGUUAUCAUACAUAACAUACGUAGGAGAUCUGUUCGACCUUCGAAAUAGAAAGAUAUCAAACAGGAGACACCAAAGUGAAACCAAAGACUACUGGUUUAGACGAUACUUGGAGAUGUUGCGCGACGUAUUCGAGCAGCGAUCGAAAUAAAAUUCCUACGAAACUA